CAUAAAAUCGUAGUUUCUGUGUUGUUGAUCACUGGCUUUGGCUGCUCAGGUGACAAGAUUCAAUCAUCAUCUCUGUCACUUCCGUUCUCGAGUCGACUCGAGACCCCUCGCGUUUCCCAGCUCUUGCUGCGGGAAUUCCUGAACUGAGCGGAGCAGCCAUGGCGUGCAUCGCCCCAGCAGUCGCGUCGCUUCAGGCAGCAACCACCGCGAGACUGCAGAGCCCCCUGGCCUCUGCUUGCUCAGCUGCUGCUUCUUCCAAGGCCGGCUUUAAAUGCGCGGCUUCUGCCUCCCGCGUUCUCCCGUCCAUCACCCCUUCGCCGCUCUCUCAACAUGUAGUCAGUCAAAUCAAGAGCUCUCUGCCCCGAAAAAUGCGGCGAUCCGUCUCCGUGUAUGCCACAUCAGCAACCGAAGCUUCCACGCAGGCUCCUGAGGGCAACAGCGCGAGCAGCGGUGGGUCGUCCAAGGGUCGCGUGAUGGUGAUCGGCGGUGACGGGUAUUGCGGCUGGGCGACGGCGCUGCACCUAUCAGAGCAAGGCUAUGACGUGUCCAUCGUGGACAAUCUCAGCCGUCGAUUGUUCGACGAGCAGCUGGGAUCGCAGACCCUCACGCCGAUCGCGUCGAUUCACGAUCGCGUGCGACGCUGGCGAGAGAUCACCGGGAAAACGAUCGCACUGUACAUCGGCGACGUGUGCGACUUCGAGUUCCUCGCAGACGCGUUCCAGACGUUCGAGCCGACGGCUGUGGUGCAUUUCGGCGAGCAGCGAUCGGCGCCGUACUCCAUGAUCGAUCGCAACCGCGCGGUUUUCACGCAGCAUAACAACGUGAUCGGCACUAUCAAUGUGAUGUUCGCGAUUAAGGAGUUCGCUCCUGAGUGCCACCUGGUGAAGCUGGGGACCAUGGGCGAGUACGGCACGCCGAACAUUGACAUUGAGGAGGGCUUCAUUACAAUCACGCACAACGGAAGGACGGACACGCUGCCGUACCCGAAGCAGGCCAGCUCGUUCUACCACCUCAGCAAGGUGCACGACUCACACAAUAUCGCGUUCGCUUGCAAAGCGUGGAGCAUGCGGGCCACCGACCUCAACCAGGGCGUGGUGUACGGCGUGGCGACGCCGGAGACUGAAAAGGACGUGAUGCUCAUCAACCGCCUGGACUAUGACGGGGUGUUCGGCACCGCUCUCAACCGAUUUGUUGUCCAGGCGGCCGUGGGGCACCCGCUGACCAUCUACGGCAAGGGCGGCCAGACCCGAGGCUACCUCGACAUUCGUGACACAGUCCGCUGUGUAGAACUGGCGAUCGCCAACCCCGCCAAGCUGGGCGAGUUUCGCGUGUUCAACCAGUUCACGGAGCAGUUUUCCGUGAGGGAUCUGGCACGCCUGGUGACGGCUGCGGGGGAGAAGAUGGGAAUUGAGGUCAAGGCCAUCAACGUGCCCAACCCGCGAGUAGAGGCGGAGGAGCACUACUACAACGCCAAGCGCACCAAGCUGCUCGAGCUCGGCCUGCAGCCGCACUUCCUGGGCGAUGCUCUCCUCGACUCCCUGCUGAACUUCGCCGUCCGCUACAAGGACAGGGUGGAUGGCAAUCAGAUCAUGCCAGCUGUCUCGUGGAAGAAGAUUGGCGUCAAGCCCAAGACAUCGGUUACCACCACACCUGCUGCUUAGCAGAACAGUUGAGGGUAGACACGGUAACGGUAAUAUCCUAUGUCUGGCAAGGGGCUGGCCCACUCUGUGACAACUGUGACACCUGCUGCUUGGAGGUCUCACUCACAUAGGUUGUAGAACCUAAGAAACAGCUGGCACUAAUACUGUUCAAUAUGCUUGGCGAUCAUUGCCCAAACAAUAUUGCAUUGCAUGGUACCUAGAACAUUAACAAUCUCCAGA
This is a messenger RNA of Closterium sp. NIES-67, 1880 nucleotides long. NCBI's taxonomy places the organism in Eukaryota, Viridiplantae, Streptophyta, Zygnematophyceae, Desmidiales, Closteriaceae. The record is from the annotation of a GenBank genome assembly.